Spea bombifrons (plains spadefoot toad) is the source of this 3173-nucleotide messenger RNA. RefSeq names its product protein phosphatase 4 regulatory subunit 4 (gene PPP4R4). NCBI's taxonomy places the organism in Eukaryota, Metazoa, Chordata, Amphibia, Anura, Pelobatidae. The transcript has 25 exons. The coding region runs from base 551 to 3139 and encodes 862 amino acids. Gene Ontology annotation, molecular function: protein phosphatase regulator activity. The record is from RefSeq and is a predicted model, not a curated record. Gene Ontology annotation, cellular component: protein serine/threonine phosphatase complex; cytosol.
GGAGAUUUACUAGCCCGACAGGGAACGGAGGCUGACAGAGCCACACCGAGCCCGGAGACAGCCAGCUCAGAGGCCACGGAGACACCCCGAAGCCGGGGGACACAGAGACACCCCGAACCUAGGGCCACAGGUACCGAGCAAGAGACACUCCGAACACAGAGCCCGGAGACACCCCGAACCCAGGGGCCACAGAGACAGCCCGGAGACAACCUGCCCGGCCACAGAGACAUCCCCAGACGUUCCGGGCCGCAGAGCAGGUCACUGGCCGACCGCUCACCGCCUGCCACACACUGCAGUUCCGGCUCUCUGCCUCCCGUGAGGGGCAACACCGACACCUGCCCCUGAGCUGUCCUGAUUGGCUACCUGGACCUCCCUGACUGGAUACCCUUCCCGCGCACCCCUCUGGCUACCUGCCUGCCUGGCCCCUGGUGGUUAUUGGUGGGGUUUGGCUUCUGAUCUGCCCCGGUGGCUCCUCCCGUCCUCCCCCUGCCAUGUGAGCGCCCCCUCCCGGCUCUCUCCUCCCCCUCCAGCCAGGCUCUCCUUCUCCUCCAUGCAUCCCACCGGCUUCUUCAGGAUGGACUUCAGCCAGGGCAGCCUGUUCGGGUACAUAGAGGACCUCCAUGAGCUGGCCAUCAUCGAGAGGCCGGUCCGCAGGAGCCUCAAGACACCAGAAGAGAUCGAAAGGUUGACGGUCGAUGAAGAACUCAAUGACAUCGAGAGGGCUGUAUAUCUGCUCAGUUCUGGCCAAGACAUCCAAGGAACAAGCGUGGUGGCCAAUCUUCCAGUAUUGAUUCGGCAGAGCCCGGCAGACACUCUGAGACGCGUGUUACCGAAAGUCAGAGAGGUUCUCCAUGUUGCAGGAGUGGAGAUGCAGCUCACGGCUGCCUACUCUUUCUUGACUAUCUUACAAGAAGAAUCUGUCUCGAUACAUUCGUACUGUCUGUCCUUCCUGCAAAUCAUCCUGCAGAACCUGGAGCACAGAGACCCCGGUGUUAGCAAUGCUUGGCUGGAUACCCUUCUGUGCGUCAUCGAAGUUUUGCCAAAGGAGACCAUCAGACACGAGAUUUUAAACCCACUUGUGUCGAAAGCUCAGCUUUCCCAGACGCUGCAGUCCCGCCUCGUGAGCUGUAGGAUUUUGGGGAAGGUGGCCAAUAAGUUUGAAGCUCACAUAGUAAAGCGAGAUAUUCUCCCGCUGGUGAAGUCUCUGUGUCAGGACGUGGAGUAUGAAGUGCGCUCCUGUAUGUGCCGGCAGCUGGAGUUUAUCGCGCAGGGAAUCGGGACAGAACUUACAAAAUCGGUGGUCCUUCCCGAACUCGUGGAGCUGGCCCGGGACGAGGGCAGCAGCGUGCGCCUGGCGGCUUUCGAGACGCUGGUGAAUCUGCUCGUUAUGUUUGACCACGAUGACCGAAGCCAGGUGGUCCUCCCUCUAGUGAAGUCAUUCUGCGAGAAGUCCUUCAAGGCAGACGAACCGGUCCUGGCGUCUCUGUCUCUGCAUUUAGGAAAACUUUGCCAUGGCCUGCAAGGCAUCUUCAGCCAGGAGCAGCAGAUCUGGUUCCUGGACUUCUACAAGAAGCUUUGCAGACUGGGCUUACACCAAGAGAACGGACACAACGACAAUCAGAUUCAGAACAUGGAGCUGGAGAAGAAGUACUUAUCCGUGAGGAAGAACUGCGCCUACAACUUCCCCGCCAUGAUUUUGUUUGUUGGCGCUAAAAGCUUUCACAUAGAGCUGUAUACAACCUUCUUUUGUCUUUGUCACGACCCAGACAUGCCGGUGAGAUACACGGUGGCCGCUGGCUUCUAUGAAGUCUGUAAGCUUUUAGGGUCCAAUGUGUAUUUAAUACACAAAGAGCUGAUGGCCUUAUUACAAGAUGACUCCUUAGAGGUUAUCGAUGCUUUAUUAGACAAUCUUCCCGAAACUCUGGAGCUGAUGGCAAAUGGAGGUGAAAACUCAGGGCUAGAAAAUAAGCUUCUGAUCGUUCCCGACCUGGUCCCGGCACUGACCUCGGCAGAACAGAGAGUUGCCAACUCACUCAAAUGGAGGAGCCAUGAAAAACUAAUACAGAAGUAUUCCUGCUUGCCACACAUCAUUUCGAGCGACCAGAUUUACUACCGCUUCCUGCACAGAAUGUUCACCGUUAUUUUAACCAAUAGUGUUUUACCCGUCCAGAAGGCAGCCGCCCGAACCCUGUGCAUAUUCCUGCGUUAUAACCGCAAACAGGAGCAGAGGAAUGAAGUCAUCCAGAACCUCGUUGAACAGCUCUGCCAGGGGAAGAGUUACUGGAACAGGCUGAGGUUCUUAGACGUCUGCGAGGACAUCAUCGAGCUGUUUUCCAAAUCUUUCUUCUGCAAGUAUUUUUUUCUGUCGGUUCUGGAGCUUACGAGUGACCCGGUCGCUAACGUCAGAAUGAAGGUUUGCUACAUGCUGCCGAAACUAAAAUCUACGCUGAAGCUGCCGGCCGACAAGCACUUGCUGCAGCAGAUGGAGCUGUGUGUGAGGAAGCUCUUAUGUCAAGAGAAAGAUAAAGACGUGCUGGCCGUGGUGAAGCGGACGGUGCUGGAGUUGGACAGAAUGGACAUGUCCGUGGAUGCGUUCCAAAAACGCUUCUAUGAAAAAGAUUUGUUGGAUCAGGAGAAGGAGAGAGAGGAGCAUCUUAUGCUGGAAAUGGAGCAAAUCGAGAAGGAAAAGCAACAAGGAGAAGGAAGGUCCGGCAACGACAAGAAUUACGAUAAGAAGCGCAGAGACAGUAAAACAGGGGCAAGUUUACCAAAAAACCUUCCGACGGUGAUCUCCGGAGGUUCUUCAAGCACACAAAGCACCGGGAGCAGAGAAGGCGUGAAAAGCAAGCUGAUCCGCAGCCAGUCGUUCAGUAGCCACGUCAUCCAGCCGAAACACAGCUCUCUGGAGAAGUGUGCCAACAAAAGUAACUCUGUAUUAGGUGUGGGGAAAAAUGUUUUGCUGCCAUUUGUAGAAGAUUCUCUCAAAGGCCGUAGCGGCAGCGCCAGCGGAGCGGUGAGCUUCUCUGGAUCCGUAGCGUCUUCCCGGAGCAUAGGGAACUCGGCGGACCUGAAGUCAAACGGGAGCAGGGACCCCCAAGCCCGGAAGCUUAGCUUAAAAACCCGGAAAUCAAAAGCUUAAAUCAUUCAUCCAGUAGCCCGGCAAACCAAAGAAA